Messenger RNA from Gymnodraco acuticeps, 904 nucleotides. RefSeq lists its product as uncharacterized. Bases 182 to 904 code for a protein of 240 amino acids. NCBI's taxonomy places the organism in Eukaryota, Metazoa, Chordata, Actinopteri, Perciformes, Bathydraconidae. The record is from RefSeq and is a predicted model, not a curated record. The transcript has 4 exons.
UUUGAGCGGCUCUCCUGCGGAGCUACAGAGCUGUCUGUAUGUCUGCUCACGAGUUUAUGGACUAAUAUCGGGAUAGUUUUACAUCUACACGUUAAAUAUGAGCAUCGGGACGUCCACAGAGAACAGAAGACUUGAGAUCUGAGCACCAGUGGACAGUGAAGACUAUGGAACAGAACAUGUGAUGGCUUUGUGUGGAAAGCUGCAGAAGCCAGCCGGUGACUCCUCAUCAGUCUCUCCAGGCAGCACCCAGCUAUUCGUCCAUCUUGCAGAUGAAAAGACUUUGAUAUCACCUGGACACAGCAGGAACCUACGCCAGGAUCCUGUUUGUGGUCUUCAGCUCCGCCUUCAACACCCAUCAUCCCGGCUCUGCUGCAGGAAAAGCUCUCCCAGCUGCACGUGGCCUGUCUCCACCUGCAGGUGGAUCACAGACUUCCUGUCUGACAGGAAGCAGCACGUGAGGCUGGGGAAACACCUCUCUGACUCCUGGACCAUCAGCAUCGGUUCCCCUCAAGGCUGCGUUCUUUCCCCUCUGCUCUUCUCCCUGUACACCGACAGCUGCACCUCCAGUCACCAGUCUGUCAAGCUACUGAAGUUCCAGACGACCACCACCCUCAUCGGACUCAUCUCUGGUGGGGACGAGUCUGCCUACAGGUGGGAGAUGGACCAUCUGGUGACCUGGUGUGGGGAAAACCACCUGGAGCUCAACGCUCUCAAGGUAACUGCUGUGGAAUCUUUCCCUUCCUGGGCACUAUCAUCGCCCAGGACCCUCAAACGGAAGCAGAACAUCUGCUCCCUCACCACAAAAAGCACAGCCGAGGAUACUCCCAUCACCAUCUGGUACGCUGCAGCCACAGCUAAGGAUAGGGCAGGCUGCAGCGUGUCAUCCGCUCUGCAGAGAAGGUGA